This is a messenger RNA of Ruditapes philippinarum (Manila clam), 1009 nucleotides long. Its product is annotated as neurogenic locus Notch protein-like. Gene Ontology annotation, molecular function: calcium ion binding. The record is from RefSeq and is a predicted model, not a curated record. The coding region runs from base 146 to 967 and encodes 273 amino acids. NCBI's taxonomy places the organism in Eukaryota, Metazoa, Mollusca, Bivalvia, Venerida, Veneridae. The transcript is spliced from 6 exons.
UAGAUGCCGGGUAGGGAAUAGAGGAGAUUGUUGUGAAGAACAGAUAUCAUGUGGUAGACCAAGUACAAUUUCGAAUGGAAGUUUUAUUGGCAGUGUUUAUACGUAUGGAAAUCAAGUGCAAUAUAAAUGUGAUAGGCAGUUCAGAAUGACUGAUACGUCACUUGAGAACAGGACAUGUACUGAACAAGGGUAUUGGACAGGCAAAGCACCGCAAUGCAUUUAUGCUGCCUAUUGUAAAAGUAGCCCAUGUCAAAAUAAUAGUACGUGUGUUGACUUGCCCGGAAAAUAUGUGUGCCAGUGUAAGCAGGGAUGGACUGGUCAACAUUGUGAAAUGGAUAAUCAAGCACCUAUAGUUCACGGAUGUCCAGAAAACCGUACUAUUCUCACAGCAAACAUGAAAAGCUUUCAAACAUGGGAGGUACCAAAUAUAACGGAUCCCCAUCAAGAACAGCUUGAAAUAACAACAAAUUAUCGCAACAAUAGCUACGAAUUUCCUUGGGGGAAUUUUAUCGUCCAGUACCAUGCUGUAAAGCCAUCCAAUGGGCUAACCGCUGAGUGUACCUUUGCAAUCUCCGUUAAACCACAUCCAUGCGAAAAGCUAAAGGCUCCUAAACAUGGCAUACUUGCAUGUAACAAAUGGAAAUCUGAUCAUGUAAACGUGUGUAUGUUUGUCUGUUUAAGAAAUUACACCUUACCAAUACGAUUCAACACCGAUGAUCUGUACGUUUGUGGUGCUUCUGGAAGCUGGUUGCCCCAAAGCUCAGUGACAGAAUGUGAAAUUGAUGAGUUCUCUCCAUGGAAAAACGCUGACCGUAAUGGAAUAACGUUUGAAUCUUGUUCAACCGUUGAGGACAAACGGAAAAUUGGUGAACAUUACAUAAACAUAUUAAAUAAAUCGCCAUUUAAUUCUUUAUGUGUCAACAGUCAACGCGAAUGCAAACCAGGCAAUGUUUUGAUUGAAUGCUGAUUGUGUGAAACCAUUUCACGUAAUUUAAAAAAUUGUAUAAUG